Cucurbitaria berberidis CBS 394.84 is the source of this 651-nucleotide messenger RNA. RefSeq names its product DUF775-domain-containing protein. Lineage: Eukaryota; Fungi; Ascomycota; Dothideomycetes; Pleosporales; Cucurbitariaceae. Gene Ontology annotation, molecular function: nuclear import signal receptor activity. The transcript has a single exon. Bases 1 to 651 code for a protein of 216 amino acids. Gene Ontology annotation, biological process: protein import into nucleus. The record is from RefSeq and is a predicted model, not a curated record. Gene Ontology annotation, cellular component: cytosol; nucleus.
AUGGCCUCCUUUGGCGUAAUCGUCUCUGGACGCCCUAUCCUCGCGGACGCACAAGUCAUAUCGCAGACGCAAUUCGCGUUCCAGAUCCCCUCGCAACCCUCCUUCUCACACAUAGUUGUCUUCUUAUUACCCGGAGUCACAUUGCCGGACGGUACCGCCGCUGCUGUGUACGCGCAACUGCCCGGCGCAUCCGACUUCAAGCUGCUCGGCGCAAUCGCGAACGAGAAGCCUAGCGCAAUCUUCAAGGUCAACAACAAAGCCGGUGGACCAGCAGGCGGGGGGCUAGGCGAUGAUGAUGCUAUGGUAGACGAGGGCAUGUCUAUAAAUGGUGCUGCAGCGCCGCUAGCAUUGGGUAUAUCGGUCGAGCCGGCGCAUCAGGUUGCUGCGGCUUUGGAGCAGAAGAAAGCCCAGGAUGCUGCUGCAUCAGCAAAGCCAAAUAUGGGACAAGGAAACGAGUUGGUACUGCGAGGUCAGGACACAGUCACGACGAAAGUGCUUGCACAGCGGAUUAUCAAGAAUUGCUACGAUUUCCUCACGAGUUGGGGAACGGGAGAUACGGUGCCGUUGAAAGCGUUCCAGGCGUGGUGGACCAAGUUCGAAAACAAGAUUGAGCGGGAUCCUAGCUUUUUGGAGCGGAGCGAUGGCGGUUGA